Messenger RNA from Aedes aegypti (yellow fever mosquito), 921 nucleotides. RefSeq names its product heat shock protein 67B2. The record is from RefSeq and is a predicted model, not a curated record. Bases 94 to 594 code for a protein of 166 amino acids. The transcript has 3 exons. Gene Ontology annotation, cellular component: mitochondrion. Lineage: Eukaryota; Metazoa; Arthropoda; Insecta; Diptera; Culicidae. Gene Ontology annotation, molecular function: thiosulfate-cyanide sulfurtransferase activity.
GAACAGAUGAAUGAACUUCAAUUCCUAUAAAAUCCCACGACUAGAAUCGUCUAAGCACAGUCAAGCUCACAGCGUUCUUCAACUACAUCCAACAUGGCUAGAUUUCUACUCUGCUCGCUGGCAACUUUCCUGGUUGCAGUACCACUUCUGUGCUUGGGCGAUGAGAAUCCUUGUGCCAUUAAUCCGUUCAACAAAACUUGUAUCGAUGAUAGUCUCCGGGCAACAUACGCUGAUAUCAUUAACCUCCCAAACCGACCUGACAUACUGUUGAUCGAUGUGCGUCAACCGGAAGAACUAGCCUGCACUGGAUCAAUCCCGACCAGCAUCAAUAUACCUCUGGCAACGGUUUCCGAUGAGUUGAAACUCGCACCGAGUGUAUUUCAGUGCAAAUAUGGCCGUGCGAAGCCCGGUUUGAAUGACCCGAUCAUCUUUACCUGUCAAUCCGGAAACCGAGCUGCAAAGGCUGCCCUCGCUGCUGUUCAGUUGGGUUUCAGAAAUGUGAAGAACUAUGUUGGAUCUUGGAUUGAAUACGCCACCUAUAAUUGCCUGCCAUUGGACUGUUCGGGUGCUAUGCCAGAUCGUUGCACGAGCUAAGCUACAAGGCCAGUGGAUAAAUAUUACAACUACUUACUAGAGGUGCACGUACCAUAACGCAUUUUCGGUCUUACCUUAAAUUUAAGCUUACACUUUGAGUCAAUAGCUGCUUCAUGAUGAAAAACUUAAAUUUAUACCACCGGUUUUUAAACCUUCUAGAUAUCAACUUAAUACGGUAAAUAUAUCCAAUUUUUAGAACACUGCAUCAUUUUUUCAACUUUUACAAAGGUACUGCAAUAUAUAAGAGUGAAUUUAUCACAAAAACUUGAAGGAAAAAACUUCGAAGAGACAGAAUAUUGGCAUAUAUAAAAAAAGUUCAAAGAGAAG